AUGGUAACUGUCAACUCAUAUGGGCAAGUCAUAGGCGAUGCACUUCCUGAUUGGCAAGGGUGCACUUUUCCAGAUGGGAAAAUCCUGAAGGGCAAGUUUUGUCGAUUGGAGCCGUUGGACAUUGAAAAACAUGGCAGGAACUUAUUUGAAUCAUUUGCACAAAUGGGAGAUGACAGGUUGUGGACGUAUUUGCCCUUGGGCCCUUUCAAAAAUUAUGAAGAGUUUGAAAACUACUAUUUAAAACUGUUACAAGAUAAAGGCACAGUCCACUUUGCAGUCUUGAACCCCGUGACUAACUUUCCCAUCGGCGCUAUAGCAUUGAAGAGGAUCGAUGCUAAGUAUGGCACCACGGAAUUAGGUUUUGUGGUUUUUUCGCCGGCACUGCAACGAACCCCUAUGGCUUCUGAGUGCCACUUUUUGCUGAUGAGAUAUGUGUUUCAAGACUUGGGGUUCCGGAGGCUGGAGUGGAAGUGUGACAGGUUGAACGAGCCUUCCAUAAAAUGUGCUCAGCGAUUGGGAUUUCAAUUCGAGGGAACCUUUCGUAACGCAGAAGCAUACAAGGGCCGCUCUAUCGACACUAAUUGGCUGUCAAUAACUGACUACGAAUGGCCAGUUAUUCACAGGAGCUUUGAGGCCUGGCUACAUGAUGCCAACUUCGUGGAUGGGAAGCAGCAAAAAAGAUUGGUUGAUAUCAGAAUGGCCAUAGCAGCUGGAGGUGCUGAACGUAACUAA
Molecule: messenger RNA, 732 nt
Organism: Lachancea dasiensis
Lineage: Eukaryota; Fungi; Ascomycota; Saccharomycetes; Saccharomycetales; Saccharomycetaceae
Source: the annotation of a GenBank genome assembly